CAAGCGACUUUUGGUUUCAGUUCAUGUCUGAUUUUGGAUUUCAAGUAACCCUUCAAAAAUGACAAAGUCGAUUCUGUUAACCUUGGCCCUUUUGUCUGUGGUCCUGACCACAGUUCACUCCCAAACUUGCAAUCCAGUUAUGGACUGCACGGGCUCGACGCAAUGUGCUACUUCAGGGGGCAGUAUGUCCUGUCGGUGCUCGUACCUUAAGUGCAAAGAUUUUGGAACUGAAAGGUGUGGCGGAGGUUGCUUGACGGACACGCAGUGUGCUCAAUGGGCUGGUGGCGACAAUACCUGCGUCUGUUCCUGGGCGUUUGAGUGUGAACGAGCAUCCAUGCGACACGAGCCUGGUUAUGAAACGUAUGUUAAGCUCAUGAUGGCCAUCAAAAAGGACAGGAUCGCGGAACGUCUCGCCAUGAUAACGAAGGAAAUGAAGGAGCAAGAGGACGCCUUGGAUGAGAGAUUGAGACUCUUGUAAUUAAUUACAAUUCUUGUAUCCGGUUGACUUUAAUUCUUGGUCGUAUAAUUUCCACAAAUUAAAAAAAACACAAGCAGUGAUUGGUUGAAUGAAAUAGAUUAUUUCGUGAAAUUUUUGCAUUAAAAAGAUAAUUGUAAAUAAAUAAUUUGACUCGCUUUUAUUUCAUCG
This is a messenger RNA of Folsomia candida, 646 nucleotides long. RefSeq lists its product as uncharacterized. The coding region runs from base 59 to 478 and encodes 139 amino acids. Lineage: Eukaryota; Metazoa; Arthropoda; Collembola; Entomobryomorpha; Isotomidae. The record is from RefSeq and is a predicted model, not a curated record. The transcript has 3 exons.